This is a messenger RNA of Soboliphyme baturini, 717 nucleotides long. The record is from the annotation of a GenBank genome assembly. Lineage: Eukaryota; Metazoa; Nematoda; Enoplea; Dioctophymatida; Soboliphymatidae.
AUGGUUUCCUCACAACCAAUGCAUAAAAUCACGUGGCACUACCAUAAUCCAUCGGCGGGAAACAAGAUUACGUCGUUUGUAUCACCGGAUGUCAUCGAAGGCAUUAGCGUGUACAGAAGUGCUGAAUGCGGCAGCGGUCAUGAGUUGAUGACGGCUAAAGUUAAAGCCAAGCAGCCACAAAACUUACCGUACUGUUUGAAGUUUCCAAACCUGUUGAAAAGCGGCAGUAUCAACGUAGCGCUACGACGUCAUCGAGCAUCUUUGUUCGUCAUUACCGCCAGCGUGACCAUCGACGUUGCCCGGGAAGAAGCUCGUUGUAGCCGGUACACGGAGGUGGCAUUCGUUGGCCGGAGAACUGCUGCGUCAAAAUAUCCUCCCCCCCAUUUCACACCUCAAUCGGUGUCUUGUCAGCACGUCGAAUCAAACGUCAUAGUGACCAACAGUCAUGCGCUCGAGGCUCGAGGCAUCGGAGAGAGCACGCGCAACUACAAGUCAAAAGAGCGCACAAACGGGGCCGACCGAUUUGAGGUCUGCUAUCAGGAACCGGUCUUCCACGAGGCACAUGCGGCUGCUGGGCAUUGCCACUUGUGUAAAUCCAUUCACUCGGUCAGGUCCAAAUACGAGAGGAUCUGCAACUCCUGGUAUUCGUCGACCGCUUCCAAGUUCAAGACCCAUCAUUGCGCCGCCCUGGUGUCUAAGGACUGCCCUCAGCCGUGA